CCUGGCACUGGCAAAGCACCUUCCCUGCUGCCUCUCGACUUUGUCUCGCCGCUUCAUCUCCGCUGGGCCUUUAUACCUAGCCCUCUUCGCUUUUACGCUUUUCUAUUUUUUUUUCUUCUCUGCUAGCAUCUCUCUUCCUUCCCCUUGCCCAUCCGCAUCCCAGUUCUUAUCAAUUUGACUUUUGCUAGUUAAAUUGAGCCUGGGUACGCCUGCUCCUCCUCUAACGGCCUUUUCCCUUUAUAGAGCCCACAAAACAAAGUCGCUGCGAUUUCCGAAACCGUCCAGCGUCUUAGUUACCCAUCCAAUUUGCUCUGUUAUAACGAGUAUUCCCCUUCCAAUCCGGUGCUGUGAUAGCUUUCUCGCAAUCCGUAUCAUCCUCGCAGUCCUGCUUGUCGUCGUCCAAUAGACGGUCCACCGCGACAACAUGCGCUUCAGUACCUUUCUCAUGGCGGCCCUCGCGCCAGCCCGACUUCUCGCCGGCCCAGCUGUUGCUGAUUCAGAGCUGAAGCUUGAUGAAAUCCUUGCCAGACAUAACCUCGCUCUUGUUCCUCGUUCGGAUCUCACAGACGCCCUUACGGAGCUUAGCAGUUUGCUCCGCCAGCAGCAACUCCAGCAACAAAAAGUCAAGGUCUACCCUCGCGCCAACAACAGCGCCGCUAGCGGCCAAGCUGCGAGCGGAAACCCAGUCUCAGAUCUGCUCGGCCUCCCAGACAUAGGUGAUCUCCUCAAAGCAUUGGGCGAUAUCGGCAGCAUCGUCAAGAUCCUCGAAAGCUUCCUCACCCCCGAAUUCCUCAAGGCUCUUCAUGACGCUGUCAUUGAUCUCGAUGCCACCCUCCAGCCGCCAUUCCCUAACCAGGCAAGAGACCUCAUCUCCAAGGCUGGUCCUCUCAUCGACAAGCUUGCUGGCCUCGAUCUUGCUGGCUUGCUUGACCAGCUCAAGGGUCUUGACCUUGGCAGCCUAAUCAAGAAGGUUGUCGGUCUCCUCAGUGACCAGAACUACAACAACCUCGAGAACUUGCUCACCAACGGUGCUGCCCUGCUCACUCCUACCUUUGUCAAUGAGACCCAGGCUCUCAUUGGCGAGGUUUCGCCUCUCAUCGAGAAAUUCUCUUCCAUCGAUAUCAAGGGUCUUCUUGAUGCCCUUUCUCCUAUCCUUACAAAGGAGAGCAUCCAGGGCAUUGUCGGUCUUUUGCAGAAUGCCGAAGCCCUCCUUACCAAGGACACUGUUGACCAGCUUAAGACUAUUCUCGGUGCCGCCAAGCCCCUCAUUGACAAGCUUGCCGACAUUGACAUUAAGGGCUUGCUCGACGCUCUCGGCCCACUGCUCACCAAAGAGUCUGUUGGCGGCAUCGUUACACUUCUUCAGAACGCCGAAGAUCUUCUUAGCAAGGACACUGUCAACCAACUCAAGACUAUUCUUGGCGCUGCCAAGCCUCUUAUUGACAAGCUUGCCGACAUUGACAUCAAGGGUCUCCUUGAUGCUCUCGGUCCCUUGCUUACCAAGGAGUCUGUUGCUGGAAUUGUUACGCUUCUGCAAAAUGCUGAGGAUCUUCUCAGCAAGGAUACUGUCAGCCAGCUCAAGACUAUUCUUGGUGCAGCCAAGCCUCUUAUUGAUAAGCUCUCUGAGAUUGAUAUCAAGGGUCUUCUUGACGCUCUUGGUCCUCUUCUCACCAAGGAAUCUAUCCAGGGCAUUGUUGAGCUUCUGCAGAACGCAGAGUCUCUCCUCAGCAAGGACACUGUCGGCGACCUCAAGAACUUGCUCAAGGCUGCCAAGCCUCUUCUCGAUAAGCUGGGUAGUCUUGACAUCCAGGGUAUUCUUGAUGCUCUCUCUCCUCUGCUUACCAAGGAUUCCAUCUCUGGCAUCGUCACCCUGCUCCAGAAUGCCGAGUCUCUGCUCACCAAGGACAUUGUUGACGAGCUCAAGCUUAUCCUUGUUGGUGUCAAGCCUCUGCUCUUCAAGCUUGCCAGCUUGGACCUUGAGGGCAUCAUCGAUGCUCUGAAGCCGCUGCUGAACAAGGACGCUAUUGGUGGUCUCGUUACCCUGCUUGGCAAUGCUGAAGACCUUCUCAGCAAGCAGACCGUUGACCAGCUCAAGUCCCUGCUCACUUCCGCUGGUCCCCUCUUGGAUACCCUUGGCAAGCUUGAUCUUAAGAAGCUUCUUGACCAGGUUGGCCCCAUCCUCGAGGAGGUUAGCAAGCUCGAUCUCAAGGGUCUGUUUGAUGCCAUUGCUCCUCUCCUCACCAAGGAGACUGUUGGCGGCCUUGUUACUCUCCUUGUCAACGCUGAGAACCUUCUUACCUCUGACUUUGUUAAGCAAACCAAGGACCUUAUUGCUAACGCUGGUCCUCUUGUGUCUGCCCUUGGCAAGCUUGAUCUUCAGGAUCUCAUCAACCAGCUUGGCCCUCUUCUCAAGGUUCUUGGCAAGCUCGAUCUCGAGGGUAUCCUUAACUCUCUUGCUCCUCUCCUCAACCCCGAUAGCAUCAAGGGCAUUGUCGGCCUUUUGGGUAACGCAGAGGAUCUGCUUACCAGCCAGUUCGUCAACCAAACCCACACUCUUAUCGGUGGAGCUGUUCCCCUCGUCGAGGGUCUCAGCACCAUCAACAUUCCUCAGCUCCUCCACCAGCUUACUCCUCUUCUCAACGCUCUUAGUGAGAUUGACUUGGAUGGCCUUGUUAAGCAGCUUGUUCCUAUCCUUAACGAGAUUGGCAAGAUUGACCUCAAGGGCAUCUUUGAUACCCUUGCUCCUUUCCUUACCCCAACCACCGUCAAGGGUCUCAUUGGCCUCCUCGCCAACGCUGAAGGUCUUCUCACUUCCAAGUUUGUCAACCAGACCCAAACCCUCAUUGGAGACGCUGUUCCCCUCGUUGAGGCACUCGGCACGGUUGACAUUGCUGGUCUCCUCAAGGCGGCCAAGCCCCUCCUCGACGAGGUUGCCAAGCUUGAUCUCUCUGGUCUUGCCAAGGCUGCCAAGCCUCUUCUCGAUGCUCUGGGUAAGAUUGACAUCCAGGGCAUCGUCGAUGAGAUUACUCCUCUCAUUACCCCCGAGCACGUCAAGGGCAUCGUUACUCUGCUCUACAACGCCGAGGCGCUACUGAGCGAGAACUUUGUCUCGGAGACGACAGAGUUGAUUGGUGACGCCACACCACUAGUGGCUGCGGUGUCGGACUUUGUCCAAGCGUUAUUAAAGGCGCUCAUGGGCAACAACUAAACGGGGCAAAACCGGCGUACAUUGGAUGUUUAUAUUUGAUUGGACUAUUUAACGCGAUACUGUAUUUAUGAUGGCUACGUAAUACCUAUUUAUUGAUAGCGAAUGAAUUUCAACGAUUACGAUU
This is a messenger RNA of [Torrubiella] hemipterigena, 3332 nucleotides long. The record is from the annotation of a GenBank genome assembly. Lineage: Eukaryota; Fungi; Ascomycota; Sordariomycetes; Hypocreales; Clavicipitaceae.